CUUUUUCCUAUUAAAACUGCGUUUAUGUGGUGCAUCAAAAUUUUCUCUUAAAGCUUUUAUUUUAAAGUGUAAAUACAUAUAAAGUUCUUAAUAAGAUUGGUGUAAGAAAUCUUUAAAUUAUGACACGAUGCUGUCGGGAUGAUAUUAAUUUAAAGAGUUCAGCUUAUAACCAAACUGGUCAAAGUUAUGUGGAUCAACUUUCUUUACACCGAUCUAUGUGUACCCAUUUGCGUCGUGUGCUUCUAGCAAAAAGUGUUGUUGACUCUAGAAAUCCAAAGUACAUAAAUGCGAUGCACAAUCGACACAAACCGUCAAGCUAUAAGUCCAAAUUUUUAGAAGAAUGUCCCUCCAAUGAAAUCAUUGAAAAAUUGACGUAUAACACUGAGCACCGCCCGUCUGAAAUAAUUAAAGUACACCCACAUAGGAAAAUGUCUUCUAAAGAACGAACGUAUAUUAAUGAUAGGAAUUGCCCUUGUUUACAAUUAAACAUUGCUAAAUCAAAAUACAUGCAUAAAAAAUCAGAAGACUACCAAAAUUAUAUGGAUCAAGAUAUAAAAGAUAUUGCUUCGAAAAGAUGGAAAUUUUCUAAAUCAAAGUAUGAAUCUUCUGCGUAUCGCAGCAAUAGACAACGAUCAAAGCACAAACCAGAAAAUUUUAUUUCCAUGUUACUGUGA
Molecule: messenger RNA, 674 nt
Organism: Ceratosolen solmsi marchali
Lineage: Eukaryota; Metazoa; Arthropoda; Insecta; Hymenoptera; Agaonidae
Exons: 4
Coding region: 120-674 (184 amino acids)
Source: RefSeq, a predicted model, not a curated record